GUUAACGCGAUGUCUUCAGGUCCGGGUAUGUCUAGCACAAAAAAAGCUCAAAUGAGAAAACAAGGCAAUCCAUCUUUGAUGAAGUCUGGCUCAAUUCCCAAGCGCAACUCUGUAUCGGAUAUACCAAUCCCAUCUUCUGGUGGAGUUGGCAAUUCUACUGUACUUCCUUCUCCAAGCUUGAAAAGAAGUGCAUUCUUGUCUUCUAAUGCCACGAAACAAGCAAAACAAAAGACAACAUCCACGGUGUUCGUUAAAGGGGUGUCUUUAUCUAGAACACAGACAUUACUUGGUGGUUCUUCAAGUAUGCUAGCUGGUAUCUCAUCUUCCAUGGACGGGAGCAACUCAAGAAGUCCUUCUCCUUCUUCACCGAUUACACCUACACCAAAUAUGGCUCAAGACAAUACAACAACACCCUCCUCCGAAUUUGUCGAAGAAGAGAACAUUGAGCAAACUCCUGAUGCUGGGAUGAAUGAUAAACAAAGAAAGCGAGGAAGAGGAGUGACACGUGGACUUGCCCUACAUAAACAAAAUGAAAGGAAUGGAAAGAAGUUAGAAGUGGAGAUAGAUCCAAUGCUUGGACGUUCACUAACUAGGAGGGGUAGUUUGGCUGUAUCUUCUGAAUUGGGGCAGCUAGCCCCUGAUUAUGUAUGGCCAAUUUCAAAAAAAGGUCAAAGGAGGCGUAUUCUUGACGAAGUUAUUCUGAGGCUGGAGGUGAAGUUGAAUAUUGUCAAUGUGGGAGACAUUGUGGUGAGAGGUCAUAUUUGGAGGCAAUUCAUGAGGAUUGUGAAGGGUAGAAGAAGCUAUUACCGGAAGGUAUACCGUCGCUAUAAUGAAACAGCAAAGGAGCAUAAACCACGUUGUCUAGAUCAACAGAUAUGGUAAUGACUUAUGUGACUAUUGGCACUCCAAAAGUACAGGCACUAUGUGAUAAGAACACGGAAAAUAGGAAUAUGGUCCAGCAUGUCAAUUGCCAAGGAC
Molecule: messenger RNA, 978 nt
Organism: Linum tenue
Lineage: Eukaryota; Viridiplantae; Streptophyta; Magnoliopsida; Malpighiales; Linaceae
Source: the annotation of a GenBank genome assembly